Molecule: messenger RNA, 1458 nt
Organism: Cicer arietinum (chickpea)
Lineage: Eukaryota; Viridiplantae; Streptophyta; Magnoliopsida; Fabales; Fabaceae
Product: F-box/kelch-repeat protein At3g23880-like
Molecular function (GO): protein binding
Source: RefSeq, a predicted model, not a curated record
UUCCAAUUUCGUCAAUAAGGGUUGGACUCUCUACUUCAAUUUCAACAACAACCGUACAUGAUGAACUCUCCAACGUCGCCGGUAGUCCUCUUUGAUGACCUCAUCGUCGAAAUCCUAUCCUUUGUUCCUGUUAAAACUCUAAUGCAACUCAAGUGUGUUUGCAAAUCAUGGAACACCAUCGUCUCCAAUCCUUCCUUCGCCAAAUUGCACCUUCAGCGAUCUCCACGGAACACUCACCUCAUGAUAUAUACUAUCGAUUGCAGUGCUGUACUCUUCCCUCUAAGUAGUUUACCAGAGAAUCUGUUAACCGCUAUUCCCAAAUAUCCUCGUUACCCAUUCUUGGAUAUGUGUUGCUCUGAUUUGGUUGGUUCUUGCAAUGGAUUGAUAUGUUUGGUUGGUUAUUCUCGUCCUUAUGAAUGGCUCCGUUUCUGGAACCCAGCCACCAAUUCAUUAUCUGAUAUAUUAGGAUAUUCGUAUGGUUAUCGCAACCGGUUAACAUUUGGUUAUGAUUCUUCAACUGAUACAUAUAAGGUGGUUUCGUUAUCCGGCAAAAUUGUGAAUGUUUUUAGUUUGGGUGAUAAUGUUUGGAAAAAUAUUCAAAAUUUUCCUGUGGUUUCUUUUGAACAGUGUCAUCCUUGUGUAAACGCAGGUGUUCAUGUGAGUGGUACUAUCAACUGGUUGACUAUUCCAAAUAUGACUGAAUAUGAACAGAAGGAUAUUACUAUUGACCAAUUUGUGAUUGUCUCUCUUGAUCUCAGUACAGAGACAUAUCGAAAGUUGCUUCCACCUCAGGGUUUUGUUGAAGUGCCACCUGUUGAGCCUGCUGUUACUGUGUUGAUGGACUGUCUUUGUUUUUCUCAUCGUUUCAAUGGAACUCAUUUUGUUUUAUGGAAGAUGAUGGAAUUUGGAGUUCAAGAGUCUUGGACUCAAUUUCUUAAAAUUAGUUACCAAAAUCUUCACAUUAAAAGUCUUCGAAAUUAUUAUGACAUUAAUGAUUGGCUGAAACAUGAUUCUGAACUGUUCCUGUUUCCAUUGUGUGUUUCUGAGAGUAACCACACACUAAUAUUGGCAUGCAAACAACCAACAGGUUUUGGAGAGAUAAUAGAGCAUGCAAUUGUCUACAAUUGGAGAGAUAAUAGAGUGGAGCAAAAAAUAUUUGGGGAUAAAUUUAUGUGGUUUUGUGCUAAGGAUUAUGGUGAAAGUCUGAUUUCGACUUCUUGAAAGUAAGUUCCUCUUAGAUGGUGACCACAACCCCAAUUUCAAGCACAUCAUGCAUUAUAGAUGGUCGAUGGCAGGAUGAUAAGAAGAAAGGAAAAAAUAGGUUUAUUAGACAUUUAUGAUCUUCUUGAUGCCUCUUUUGGAUUUCUUUAAAAUAGUUUGUAGAAAUUUAUCCCAAAAUAUCUUUGUUUUUUUAACAACUGUACUCUUAUUUGUGUAAGGGCCCAUGAAAGUUUCUAA